AUGAUUAUCAUCAUCGAAGAGAUCAUCCCGCUUGUCGUACUCUACGCGCCAUUUGUGCUCCCCUCGACGUGCCUCCUCCCGUCGCAGAAGGAGCGUAUCGACGCCAAGCGGCGCGAGAAGCAAAGGCUUCGUGUACUCGCCAGCAAGCCGCUCUUUGACAGGCUGCGCGCGCGCAUGCUCGCCAGCCCGGCCACCCCUGUCGCGGCCCUGCUCGACCAGCCCACCCUCGUUGCCCUGAACGGAGUUCUGUCCUUGUCGACGUUGGGCCCAAACGCACUACGGAUGCGGCGUCUACGCCAACAUUUGUCCGCGAUUGCACAAGACGAUGCGCUGUUGAGGCACGAGUCGUUUGGCAAGAUGCUCAGCCACGCUGAAUUGCGUGAUGCUAUUGAGGAACGAGGAAUCAUUACCGAAGGCCUCUCACCCAAGCUUUGGGAAGCGCGCUUAGAAUCGUGGCUUUCAAGCGUAGACGGAGAGGAGGAUGCCUUCCGGCAUCGUGUAUUGCUGGUUGCUAGCAACGGUGCGGGCAAGUUUUGA
Fibroporia radiculosa is the source of this 537-nucleotide messenger RNA. RefSeq lists its product as uncharacterized. The coding region runs from base 1 to 537 and encodes 178 amino acids. Gene Ontology annotation, molecular function: ribosome binding. The transcript is spliced from 3 exons. The record is from RefSeq and is a predicted model, not a curated record. Gene Ontology annotation, cellular component: mitochondrial inner membrane. NCBI's taxonomy places the organism in Eukaryota, Fungi, Basidiomycota, Agaricomycetes, Polyporales, Fibroporiaceae. Gene Ontology annotation, biological process: intracellular monoatomic cation homeostasis.